AUGUCUACCAAAGACCAAGAAGAGAAGCCCUACCAGCAAGGCUGGCAUCCCUCAGUCACGGCCAAUCAUGCCACUCGCACGGCUGAAAACGAAGCAGCCUUUCUCCUUCCGCGUCUCAAACCCAACUUCCACAUCUUGGACAUGGGCUGCGGUCCCGGCACCAUCACCACGGGACUUGCAAACCAUGUCCCGCAAGGUUCCAUCACUGGCGUCGACCUCACACCUGAAAUCAUUGCCCAGGCAAAGCAGCUCGCAGAGCAACAGAAUGGAGGUGCACCUAAGAACGUCGAGUUUUCUACGGGCAAUGUGCUCGAGGGCCUGCCUUUUGCAGACGAGACGUUCGAUGUCGUCUGGAUGAGCCAGGUGCUUCUCCAUAUCCCAGAGCCGGUUAAGGCGCUGAAAGAAUUGAGGCGGGUGCUGAAGACGGGCGGUUUCAUCGCCGAUCGCGAGGGCGACUUCCCGUUCCACUGGUACCCGUACCUCCCUGGUCUGCAGUUGAAAAGCAAGUACCAAUACGAGAUGGUUAUUACGCGGCGAAAGUCGUCGUCCGCUCAACCGCAUCUACCUCCACAUGGCCCGGACCAUCGCAGCGGGUCGAUGAUACACGUGUGGGCACGCGAAGCAGGCUUCGAUCCGUUGAAAAUUGAGAAGAGUGCGAGGGUGACGAUGUACAGCACUCCUGAGGAGAGGAAGGUGUAUGCGGGGCACAUGAUUGCGAGGAUGGAGCAGGGCGGGCACAGGCAGAAGUACGAGGCGCUUGGGGCGAGUAAGGAGGAUGUCGACCUGAUGGUGAGGGACCUGGAGAGGUGGAGGGAGGAUCCGGAUGGAGUGCAUCACAUUGUACAUUGUGCUAGCAAUGCAACGAUCGUCUAUCCGGCGGCUGGUGGCACAGCGAAUUGUGGCCUCUUCCUCCUUGCUGUACCGCGGCGCAGCCCGUCGCACGGCGCCGCCAUGCAGUCGACGUCUCCUCCCCCGCAGACGCCCACGAUCCAGCGGCCAGACGCCUUCGACGAGUCCGACAGCGACAGCUCGCAGGUCACGCUGCAGCGCCGCUCUCCCUUGCCGCGUCGCGCCGUCCGCUCCCCCCAGCCGCAGCCCGGCGACGCAACGCCCAACUACUCGCGCCCUGCACCCCCGCGCGACCGCGAUGAGCCCGCCCAUCCCGGGCCCCAGCUAGGACACCGCCCGCGGCAGCGCUCGCAGGGCUACUUCGAGCCCAGCCUGCCCUCGAACCAGGCCAGCAUGUCCAACCUCGACGCCUCGCGCAUCGCCGCCCAGACAGCCAUGCAACCCCAGCACAUGCGCAAGCGCUCGACGACCAUCCCAGAGCCCGGCGCCUCCGUACCCUCGGCACGGGGGCCCUCGAGCCCGCCGCCCGUGCCCGGCCAGCACACAGUGACGUUCAGGACGAACGGCAUGACGUACCAGAACGGGCUGGCCGGUGGGGGCAGGAUGGCCGCAGCGUCUGCUGCCAACGCCGCCUACCCGCGGAGCCCUCUGCACUCACCCAACCUGCAGCAGCCGCCAGAGCACGGCUCGCCGAAGCCGGCGGCAGCCGACCUGGCCCAGCAACCAAAGGCCAAGGAGAAGAGCAAGAUGAAGCUCUUCUCCAAGCCGAAGAACAUCAAGACGGACAAAGGCCUGGAGCAGAAACACCAAGCCCUGCCGUCGCCCGGCAAAAUCGGAAUCGGCAUCCACAGUUCGCAAGCGCUGAACCGCAUGAUGAUGAACCCUUCGCAGACCAGCCUGGUGGAACCCAGCAUGAGCAGUGCUGCGUCAAUAUAUUCGACUGCGAACGGUUCGACAUCGACGCUGGUCCCGCGGAAUGACUCCUACCUCCCGACAGUGCACGAGAAGGACAGGGACAAGCACAAGCACCAUUUCCUGUCGCGGCCGAAGAAGAAGGAGAAGGACGACCACAUCCUGCCCUUGUCUUCGGCGAGCAGUACCUCGCGACUGGUCGACCCGAAUGCCCCUCAGCCAUUAUACUCGUUUGCCGCGCCUGCAUCGCCCGGACAUGCUAGCAGCUUUGCCAACUCCGUGACUGGGCUGGACUUGAGGCAUGGCGGGCGUCACCUGAGGCGCGCCAAGAAGGAAGAGAAGGCCUACUUGGAUGCACAGCUCGAACCUGCGUUCCGGGAUCGCAAACAAUCCUUCAGCACAGAUAGGUCGGAAUGGCCGUCUGCGGGCAGUGUCGGCACUACACCAAUGAGCACCUUCGGGCCUUCUUCCAGUGCUGCACUGUCACAAUCCAGCGACGCCAUGCAUACCCUCGGAAGCUCUUUCAAUCUGCCUGGGAUAACUCCCGAUGAUGCUUGGCCGUUGUUGAAAGCCACACUUCUGCUCAUCUUUGCAGGCGAGGACCCCAGGCCCCCAGUCGAGGAUUUCAACGCGCUGGUUAUCGUCCACAUCAAACGGUGUAUCCAGAAACGCUCGCCUAUCAUACUCAUCGAAGAUCUCAACGAACUUCUCAUGACUGGGUUUGGCUCGCUAGAUCAAACAUUAAGACACGUUCCCGACGACCGACUGAUUCCCCAUCUGGUCGAGAUGUGGAUUGUAGUUUUCACCACCAUCCUCCCUUUCAUUCAAGCUGUCUUCUUACCAUUGGAUUUAGAGUUUCGCGGCUCGGGUAUCAUGUCAUCCACAGCGGCGGCCGAAUUCUGGGGUGUGAAACUACCAGAUGAGAUGAACACGAAAUCCCCUGAAAACAAGAACAUACCUAUUCUGGGCGAACUCGAUGUCCGUCGCAUCACUCUACUUAUGUUCCGCGAUAUUGUUAUCCUACCACGGUUUGAUACCCUCAUGGCGAUUUUCUCUCGUCUCUCCUUGGAAAAUCUUAACGCAGGCCUCGAAUCGCCUUCUCCGAUCCCAGAUGCCCGCCCUGGGACUGCAGGCUCAGAAGGAGCGCCACUAGGGAGUCUACAGUCUGCGUCACACAGCUCAGGCGGCUAUCUCGAAUCCACAAACAGCAUGACUUCUUCCACCUUCGCCUCCACCCGCUCCCGCGCUACCUCCAACACCUCCGCCGGCUCCUUCUCCGCACACUCGAUCCACUCCAAUCCCUCGACAUUCCUCCAGCCCGGCCAACACAUUCCAGCCUCACUACGCGCGCAGCCCAUGGACUCGGCAAAGGUCACGGAGACGGUGGGCAGGAUGUUGCAGUGCGUCAGUGUGCUGGUCAGUCUGCAGUCUGGCGACGACGCGCAGGAGAAAAUGAGCAAGUUGACUAGGGAGCUGAAGUACAACUGGCUAGGCAGAGGAAGAACGGGACGGCAGAGGCAUGGGUUUGUGGGCGCGCGAAGAGGUGGGGCGGGACUGAAUCUCGCGGCCGGCGGGGUGAGCAUACCUGGGGUGGGAGCUUGA
Messenger RNA from Paraphaeosphaeria sporulosa, 3363 nucleotides. Its product is annotated as HbrB-domain-containing protein. Gene Ontology annotation, biological process: TORC2 signaling. The record is from RefSeq and is a predicted model, not a curated record. The transcript is spliced from 5 exons. Bases 1 to 3363 code for a protein of 1120 amino acids. Gene Ontology annotation, cellular component: TORC2 complex. Lineage: Eukaryota; Fungi; Ascomycota; Dothideomycetes; Pleosporales; Didymosphaeriaceae.